GCGGAACGAUAUUCCCACUUUUAUAGAUAUUCUCAUAUGGAUGGCGCAUUGCUCUCACACAACGUCCUGCUGCAGGCUGUGACUCACUUGUAACUCCAAGAUUCCUCAAUUCGCGUUUCUUUUAUCUCAAAGAUGGAUGCGUUCACUCCUGAAUGUAUCUCUGAUGACAAUGCAUCUAAUUCUCAUCAAGGACCCAACGUUUCACAUCGACCAGAUCCUUGUAUUUUAGAGCAGAUUGUUCGAGCCCGAUUACAUCAGACUACUUCCGCUCUCGUUCAGGACUCGGAUGAACGCUCGACGGAACAGAUCUGGUAUGCGCUAUUUGAACGUAUCUUUCUGUUGGAGGACUCGAACCAUGAAUCAAGCGCGGGGCCACGUGAUGAUCUCCUGUUUUUUGUUAACAAAAGAUUAUUCGUGGACGCGAAUCCUCUUCUACAAGUGCACAGAAAGAAUAGCUCUAAACUCCCCACCCUAGAUGAUCCGUCUAUCGAUUGGGAGGAAACCAUCUACCUCAAUUUGUUGAUGCAGUUCUUCGUGUAUGUAGUUACGGUGGCUGUGUGCACGCGAACUGGCCCGCAGGAGUUGCAAAUCCUCAACAAAUUUUCCGAGACCGUGUAUGCCUCUCCGAGCCGCCGACGCAUGGACAACAAGCGAGACAGCGGAGAGUUUGCUUAUCCGGACUUGUUUUUCCAUGUGGACAACUAUGAAGAGGUGUUCUCUAACUGCGUUCUGCGAGACUGUGAGUGCCUUUGUGUGGAGUUGACUGCCUACGAUCUCGGUGGAAGACUGCAGGGCGUGUGCUUUCUUGGUGCCAUUCAAUACGGGUCGCUUAGAAAACUCUACGAAUCAAAGCCCCGUACCUCCUACUUUGCGAACAACCUUGGCUUUCUGGGCAGACGUUUUGGUAGCAUCUCCAAUACACAAAUGUGUCACCCACGUGAACCAGCCACUACGAAAUUCGUGCAACUCCUUGGUCCUCAUGCUAGAGGCUUAGUGGAAUUUGCCGUCAUCUCCUUGGAUGAAUUCGAGGAAUGUCGUGGUUACCUAAGUGACUCGCACUUUUCUUCGACAUGCUGUUCUUGUCGUGGCAAUUUUUCGUCCGAUCCACACAAUCGAGGAUGUCCAGCCUCAGAUAAAGUGGUUGGUCCUCUUUCUGGUGUCAGUGAGCCAGUGUCCGAGUCACCAACGUUUCGGCGUGUUCAAAGCUUCGAUAAGGACACCAUUUCAGCUUGGGCUGUCUCUUCUUCUCGCCAGAGUAAGGAAUUUCCCCCGGUCAUAGACUGCGGCCAUCUCACAUCGUUAAAACCACUUCCUUGUUCUGUGAAAUCAGCUGGAGCUAGCGCCGACACAAGUCCUGUGAGAAUGCACCGGUAUUCUUGCAGUCGCGUUCUCCAACCGAUCGAUUCCUCCGCUUCUGUAAACGAACGCCGCAGAAUAUGUGGUGCCCACCUUGGACGCCCUAACUCCUACCGUACUUCUCGUGUGUCCAAAUUGCUCACUCGGCUCACUCAUUGUGGCAUGGGUUCACAUGCGUAUUUGUCGUCCAACUCGCCACACACAAUACCUGUGGAAGCCCAUCCAGGAGCACCAGCUUGUCACGCAUCGGACAAUGCGGAUUUAGAGAGGGACCCGUGGACGAUUCCAGGUGAAGAUUCCCCUCUUGAACGCCACGGACGCGCGCAAGGCUCUUUCGCUCAAUCGUGGUCAUGGUUCAAAGAACGUAGGCGUUUAACUUCGACGAAAUUGUCCACUGGCUUGACUUUUAUAAGCCUCCCUUGCCACAGUAUACUAUCUGGUUUGCUUGAAACAAGACGAGAACCUAUUCUGAAUAUCGUCUAUUAGUUUACCGUGAUUCAUCAUCAGUGCAGCCUCAGGUUCGAGCGCACUUGUGUUCUCUCAGCAUUUUUACGGCGCCCAUAAUUUUGGCUUACUAAUUUGUGCUUCUAAUCGCCAAAUGGCUUAUGCUGUCGAAUCGGACACGAUCUCUCCACAAGUGCGACUUCGUUUACGUUCCACUAUGUCAUAACUGCCCCCGUUCCCCCUUUUGCCGUUCAGAUAUUCCAUUGUAUAUUUUUUCACAUCGAUCAUGCAUUGGACACUAACAUGAUGUCUUUCUAUUAGAUUAAUUUUACUUCGUAUACUUUAUAGCUGUUUUCUUUCGCUCGUUGUUGUUUUUGAUGAUGUUUCAUUGUGGAUGCACUUUUGCCUCCCUCUUCACCUUCGUUCGAAAAACUGUCAUACUGAUUACCAACCAAGUGAACCCACUACCCAUUUGACUUUACGUCCUUUCGUGAAAUGGUUUUUUUCAUAUACAUUCCUAGCUUUAGACCAUUCCUCGUCACAAUGUCUCCAAAUUUUACGUGUGCCAACCGCUGAACCAAUAACGCGUCACACCAUGUACUUAAUCACCGGUUGUUAUUUCGAAG
Molecule: messenger RNA, 2426 nt
Organism: Dicrocoelium dendriticum
Lineage: Eukaryota; Metazoa; Platyhelminthes; Trematoda; Plagiorchiida; Dicrocoeliidae
Source: the annotation of a GenBank genome assembly